This is a messenger RNA of Malus domestica (apple), 1179 nucleotides long. RefSeq lists its product as uncharacterized. The record is from RefSeq and is a predicted model, not a curated record. Gene Ontology annotation, cellular component: TRAPP complex; cis-Golgi network membrane; cytosol. Gene Ontology annotation, biological process: intra-Golgi vesicle-mediated transport; endoplasmic reticulum to Golgi vesicle-mediated transport. NCBI's taxonomy places the organism in Eukaryota, Viridiplantae, Streptophyta, Magnoliopsida, Rosales, Rosaceae.
CGACCUCUGGAACUCGCUUCCCCUCUCUCUGUGAUCUCACUCUCCUCUUCCUCCUCACCCCGGAAUCGUGGAAACUCAUUGUAAUUGCAAUCUGUCGCUGAAAAGGGUUCCUUGAUGCUGAAAAAGGAGCAGCCUUGCAAACAGAAUCGCAGACCAGCACCACCGAGCCCCGACGCCCCUCUUCGGUCUCUUCUCCUACCUUCAGCAACAUCUCUUCUCCCAUCUUCGGUCUAACCCGUCAAUCUCCCACAAGUUCACAAUAAAUUUGUAAUUUAGAAACCUUUAAACUUCUCAGUCUCAGCUCAGAUCACCAUGCCUCCAGCUGGCCCUCGAUCUGGUGACGCAAUCUUUGCCAACGUUGAACGCGUGAAUGCGGAGUUAUUUACGUUGACGUAUGGUGCAAUUGUGCGCCAGCUGCUCACUGAUCUUGAGGAGGUUGAAGAGGUUAACAAGCAGCUUGAUCAAAUGGGCUAUAAUAUUGGCAUUCGAUUAAUUGAUGAGUUUCUAGCAAAAUCUAAUGUAUCUAGAUGUGUUGACUUCAAGGAGACAGCUGAAGUGAUUGCAAAGGUUGGUUUCAAAAUGUUCUUGGGGGUCACCGCAUCUGUUACAAAUUGGGAUGCUGAUGGAACAUGUUGCAGUAUUGUUCUGGAGGACAAUCCUCUGGUAGACUUUGUUGAGCUUCCAGAUACUUGCCAAGGUCUUUACUAUUGCAAUAUCUUAAGUGGAGUUGUAAGAGGGGCCUUAGAAAUGGUAUCGAUGAAGACUGAAAUCAGUUGGAUCCGUGAUAUGCUUCGAGGAGAUGAUGCAUUCGAGUUGCAAGUUAAGCUCCUCAAGCAAAUUCCAGAAGAGUACCCGUACAAAGAUGAUGAGUAAAAUGCUUGCACAGCGUAACCUGAGAUGUAAACUGUUUUAUUCCUUGAAAUCAAAUGUUAUGUAUUUAGUAUGCAUUCGCGGGCACAUUGAAUAGAUAACCGUGUGUUUCUUUACCCUCCGUUAGGUUUUACCAUUCCGAUGAACCAUGGAAACGACUAAAUGUGCAAUUUACAUGUUUUGUGACUCUCAACCAUAUUUUUCUUUCAUGUAAUGGGUUGUAAGAAAAACAUGUAUGUUUUCAGGAAAGUGUAUUGUAACGUGAACUAACAAUGCAUUAUUUUACUGAACCAGAAAGUUUGUCAUCAA